Cyclopterus lumpus (lumpfish) is the source of this 4228-nucleotide messenger RNA. It is a transcript of the gene zeb1a, whose product is annotated as zinc finger E-box binding homeobox 1a. Bases 55 to 4053 code for a protein of 1332 amino acids. The transcript is spliced from 8 exons. Gene Ontology annotation, biological process: regulation of transcription by RNA polymerase II; anatomical structure development. The record is from RefSeq and is a predicted model, not a curated record. Gene Ontology annotation, molecular function: RNA polymerase II cis-regulatory region sequence-specific DNA binding; DNA-binding transcription factor activity, RNA polymerase II-specific. Lineage: Eukaryota; Metazoa; Chordata; Actinopteri; Perciformes; Cyclopteridae.
AGGAGGGAGGAGGUGACUCGCGAGCGGCUGCGCUUCAGACUCAGCGAGAGGAUCAUGGCGGAUGGCCCCAGGUGUAAGCGCAGAAAACAGGCGAACCCGAAGCGGAGCAGCGUGACAGACUUCAACAACGGCUUGGAGGCCAGUUCGGACUCUGACGACGAGGACAAGCUACACAUUGUGGAGGAGGACAGCCUGCAGGAGCCCGAGGUCGCCAACGCCGACGGGACCAAAGCGCAGGCCAGCCAUGACGCCGCCAAACCCGCCAAACCCGCCACAGUAUUACCCCACAACGGCCCCUUGAACGGAGUGAAGGAGGAGUAUGUGUCAGAAGAGGAAGAGGAGGCUGAGAAGGAUGCUCUCGUGGAUGAGAUCCUCCAGCAGGGAGACACGGCCGUCAUCUACCCCGAAGCACCGGAGGACGAGCAGAGCCCGGCGGAGACGGGCGGCGCCGACGAAAACGGCACCCCGGACUCCUUCUCCCAGCUGCACACCUGCCCCUACUGCUCCCGGGGCUACAAGCGCAACGCCUCGCUGAAGGAGCACAUCAAGUAUCGCCACGAGACCAGCGAGGACAACUACAGCUGCACGCACUGCAGCUACACCUUCACCUACCGCUCGCAGCUGGAGAGGCACAUGAGCCACCACCGGGGCACCCGGGAGCAGCGUCACGUCUCCCAGUCGACCGGCGGCUCAGGGGGAAUCGGUGGAAACCGCAAGUUCAAGUGCACCGAAUGCUGCAAGGCCUUCAAGUACAAGCAUCACCUGAAGGAGCACCUGCGCAUUCACAGCGGUGAGAAACCGUAUGAGUGCUCAAACUGCAAGAAGCGGUUCUCCCACUCGGGCUCCUACAGCUCCCACAUCAGCAGUAAGAAGUGCGUGGGGGCGGCGCCUCCCAACGGCGCGCCCCGAACGUCGAUCAAAUCCCCGCCGCCCGCCGCCCAGACCACGCCGGCUGCAAUCGCUCCGGCCCGCGUGAUCCUCAAGGAGAAGGCCGAGAGCAAACCCCUCCAGGAGCAGCUCCCCGUCACCCAGAUCAAAUCUGAGCCUGUGGAAUACGAGUGCAAGCCCGCGGCGGCUUCAGCCGGCGCCAACGGCGUCACGAACAACGGAGGAGGGGCGGCACAGCCGUCCGUGGUCCCGGCCGCCAGCCUCCCCCAGGGCGUGGCCAUGGUAGUGCCGACGGUCGGCCUCAUGUCGCCCAUCAGCAUCAACCUGAGCGACUUGCAGAAUGUGCUCAAGGUGGCGAUGGAUGGAAACGUGCUCAGGCAGGUGCUGGGCACGGCCAACGGCGUGGUGACGCAGGGGAAGCAGGGGUUCGUGGUCCAGCAGCCGCAGCAGCAGAUCAUCAGCCUGCCGGCCUUCGUGGACCACGACGGCACCACGAAGAUCAUCAUCAACUACAGCAUCAGCCCCGCGGCCGGCACCACCGCCACGACCCACACCGCCGGUUUCGUUGCCAAGACCAACCCGGCUCCUCUUCCCACGGUCACCACGGCCGCAGCCCCCACCCCCACCAAGACCGAUAAACCCUCGACACCAGGGGUGACCGACCUCUCUAUCGUAAAGGCGGAGCCGGAAUCGAUGGCCGUCACGGAGGCGGUCACGCGGACGCAAACGACUUCAAAAGUCACCGGCACCGGCACGUGUUUGCUGUGCGACGACUGCCCCGACAACCUGGAGGCGCUGCACCUCCUGCAGCACCGCAAGGCCGCCAACGGGGAGGCCGUGGACUCCGCCGCCCUGGACCCCUCGUUCGCCGCUCUGCUCAGCGAGGCGGGGGUGACGCUGGAGGAGCCGCCCGUGGACGACCUCCUCUCGCUCCUCAAGACCUACUUCGCCUCCGACGCCAACCCCGGCGAGCGGGAGCUGACGAAGAUCUCGGAGUCCGUCAGCAUUCACGUGGACGUGGUCAGGAAGUGGUUCGCGAAGAUGAACUCUGGGAAGGGUGCGGGCAGCUUCCGCAAAAAAGCCGCGGCGGAUUCAAAACACGCCGCCAAGUCCCGCUCGGAGGACGGCGCGAGUCGGAACGGGCCGGCAGAGGACGACGGCUCCCGGGAAACGCCUGACAAAGCCUCGUCGGGAUCUGGCAGCGCCUCCCCGUCGGACUCUUCACGGCUCAGCCUCAACGCCGGGGACCUCGUCAUCGUCAAGAGCGAGCCGGAGGACCCGGACUCGCUUGUCUCUCAGGCCGAGCCGCUCGACCUCUCCCUCCCGAAACACGCGGCAGCGGCGGCGUUGGAAACGGUCGCGCCUCCUCCCGCCAAGCAGCAGGAGCAGCCCCUGAACCUGACCUGCCUGAGGAAGGAGCAGCUGGAGGGUCGGACCGUCUACGUCACCGCGCCUCAGACCGGAACGCCUGUGAGCAUCGUCACCGCCGCGCAGCUGCCCACACUGGUGGCCAUCGGCGGGCAGGGCGCGGUGAGCUGUCUCAACGCCAUCAACGGCGCCGCGAAGCGCACCAUCCUCAUCCCCCAGCUCACGUACACCUACGCCACUGUGGCCGGCAGCGCCACCGGAGCAAAGACUGUCGUACUGAACGGCCACAAGCAGGACAAGAGGCGGGACUGCAGCUCCAGCGCCGUCUCGCCGGUGGACGAGCAGAGCGACUCUGAUUCGCCGGCGCUGAUGAAGAAGCGGCGGCUGGAAAACGGCGUCUACCCGUGUGACCUUUGCUCCAAAGUCUUCCAGAAGGGCAGCUCCCUGCUCAGGCACAAAUAUGAACACACAGGAAAACGCCCCCACGAGUGCAACGUCUGCAAGAAGGCCUUCAAGCACAAACACCACCUGAUCGAACACUCCCGGCUGCACUCCGGGGAGAAACCCUACCAGUGCGACAAGUGCGGGAAGCGGUUCUCCCACUCUGGCUCUUACUCCCAACACAUGAACCACCGCUACUCCUACUGCAAGAAGGACGGGCCGGGAUCCGGCUCGGGGCCGGAGCUCGGCGUUCGGUCGGAGCUCGGCAGCCCCGGAGCCGGACUGCAGUCGGACAGUCGGACCACGACCCCGCCCUCCCAACUGGACUCGGACGAGAGGGAGAGCGAGGACGAGGAGGCCAUGUGCAUGGACGACAUCCGGGUGGUGCAGGUGGACGACGAUGAGUGCGAGAUCUACGAGGGUAACUUUGAGGACGAGGAGGAUGAGGAGAUCGAGGAUGGCGAGGAGAUCGAGGGGGACGAGGAGAUUGAGGAGGAUGAGGAGAUCGAGGGGGACGAGGAGAUCGAGGGGGACGAGGAGAUUGAGGAGGACGAGGAGGGCGAGGAGAUCGCAGAAGGCGAGGAGAUUGUGGAGGACGAAGAGAUCGUGGAGGACGAGGAGAUCGAGGAGGGCGAGGAGAUCGAGGAGGGCGAGGAGAUCGCGGAGAACGAGGAGAUCGCGGAGAACGAGGAGAUCGCGGAGGACGAGGAGAUCGCGGAGGAAGAGGAGAUCGCGGAGAACGAGGAGAUCGCGGAGAACGAGGAGAUCGCGGAGGACGAGGAGAUCGCGGAGGACGAGGAGAUCGCGGAGAAAGAGGAGAUUGCGGAGAACAAGGAGAUCGCGGAGAACGAGGAGAUCGCGGAGAACGAGGAGAUCGCGGAGGACGAGGAGAUCGCGGAGAAAGAGGAGAUUGCGGAGAACAAGGAGAUCGCGGAGAACGAGGAGAUCGCGGAGAACGAGGAGAUUGCGGAGAACAAGGAGAUCGUGGAGAAAGGGGAGAACGAGGAGAACGAGGAGAUUGCGGAGAACGAGGAGAUCACAGAGGGCAAGGAGAACGAGGAGAACGCGGAGGAAGACGCGAUUGGAGAGGAAGAGGCGGAGGGGGAGAAGGUGGACGAGAAGGUCGCCUGUGACGUGGUGGAGGUGGAGGUGGGGGGCGAUCACAUGGGAGACGAAGAGAUGGGAGACGAAGAGAUGGGAGACGAAGAGAUGGGAGACGCGACCGAAGAAAAGAAGGAAGCGACAGACGACGCGGAGGAGACGCCAGACUGUGAAGCUAAUACGGACAAAAGCGCCAGGGAGGAGUCGGACAGCGGCGAACCCGCGGAGGAAGCGGCGGCAGCAGACGCCAAAUAAAGGACGGGAGAUCUCGUUCGGGGAUCGCUCGAACGCCUCGGGUAACGAAGUCGAGGUAACUAAGACAAAACCGCGGUGGAAAAAGAGGUCCGGAACGUCCCGGCGGUUGCCUGAUCUUAACGGUCCACUACUGUGUACAAAAACCCAGGUGUGCCUGAACUUGGAAAAAAAAAAA